Molecule: messenger RNA, 4610 nt
Organism: Dreissena polymorpha
Lineage: Eukaryota; Metazoa; Mollusca; Bivalvia; Myida; Dreissenidae
Product: protein flightless-1 homolog
Exons: 31
Coding region: 21-3731 (1236 amino acids)
Biological process (GO): barbed-end actin filament capping; actin filament severing; actin polymerization or depolymerization
Cellular component (GO): nucleus; cytoplasm; actin cytoskeleton
Molecular function (GO): phosphatidylinositol-4,5-bisphosphate binding; actin filament binding
Source: RefSeq, a predicted model, not a curated record
AUUUUUUAAAGUAACCUAAAAUGGCAGCCACAGGAGUUUUGCCGUUUGUUAGAGGAAUAGAUUUAACAAAAAAUGAUUUCCAGGAGGCUAAAUUUCCAGAACAUGUGGCAGACAUGACAGGGUUACGCUGGCUGAAAUUAAACAAAACUGGGCUCAAAGAGCUUCCAAAAGAAAUUGGGAACCUUAAAAAGAUGGAACAUUUGUCGCUGAUCAAGAACAACAUAACAACUCUCGGGAAGGACAUUAAGAAUCUUACGGCUUUGAGAACGAUCAACUGUCGAUACAACAAACUCACAGAUAAGGGGAUCCCUAAAAAGCUGUUCCAGCUGCAAGACCUUUCUGUAGUUGAUUUUAGCCACAAUGAAUUAAAUGAAGUUCCACCAGAAUUAGAAAAUGCCAAAGGUGUCAUUGUGCUCAAUAUUAGUCAUAACAACAUAGAGAUGCUUCCCAACCAGCUGUUCAUUAACCUGCUAGACCUGACCUACUUGGACCUGAGUCAUAAUAACCUCGAGACGUUACCACCCCAGAUGCGUCGUCUGACAAGCCUGCAGACCCUGAUACUAAAUGACAACCCGCUGGUACACGCUCAGUUGAGACAAGUGCCUGCCAUGACCUCCCUACAGAUGCUUCACAUGCGCAACACACAGAGGACUCUUGCCAACUUCCCUUCUGGUCUAGAAUCCCUUGUCAAUCUUCAAGAUGUGGAUCUGUCCAAGAAUGAUCUGUUGAGGAUUCCUGAGCCGCUGUACAAAGUCAGCUCCUUGAAACACCUCAACCUCUCAGACAACCAGAUAUCAGAACUGUCACUUCUAAUUGAUACCUGGGUAAACCUUCAAACUCUGAACCUUGCUAGAAAUAAGAUUCAAACACUGCCAAACUCUCUUCACAAGAUGCAGUCCCUGAAGAGGCUAUAUUUGAACUCCAACCAACUGGACUUUGAGGGAAUCCCAGCGAGCAUCGGCAAGCUGCACAAUCUGGAGGUGUUCAGUGCCGCCAACAACAACAUCGAGAUGAUACCAGAGGGGCUGUGCAGGUGUGGCAAGUUGAAGAAGCUGUUAUUGAACAGUAACCGACUGAUCACCUUACCUGACAUACUUCAUUUGCUGCCAGAACUGGAGACCUUGGAUGUGCGAGACAACCCUGACCUUGUGAUGCCUCCAAAGCCUGCUGAGAUGCGAAAGGACAGGGAGUUCUACAACAUUGACUUCUCACUCAAUAACCAGCUGAGACUGGCUGGGGCACCCACAACGGCUGCUGCCACCUCGCCACAACCGUCGAAGGACCCCGUGGCCCGUAAGUUACGCCUGCGUCGUCGCCGUGACAAGCAGGAUGAGAGUGAGAAGGUGCUGAAGGGCAUGCGUGAUGUGGCCAAGGACAAGGACAAGGUGGCAGAGAGGCAGCAAGAGGAUGAACUCAAGGCUCUCAAGCCCAAGAAAUGGAAUGAGAACCUGAACCGACCUCAUCUGGACUACAGUGAGAUCUUCGAGGAGGAAGUCGGACAGAUUCCAGGUCUGUCCUGUUGGGAAAUUGAAAACUUUCUACCUAACCAAGUAGAAGAAGCCUUGAUUGGCAAGUUUUAUGAGGCCGAUUGCUACAUCAUCUUAAAGACGUACAUUGAUGAGUCCAACAGCUUGAACUGGCAGAUCUUCUACUGGAUUGGCGAGCAAACCACUCUGGACAAGAAAGCGUGUGCGGCGAUACACGCAGUAAACCUGCGUAACUUACUGGGGGCUGAGUGCCGAACAAUACGAGAGGAGAUGAACGACGAGUCAGAUGAAUUCCUUGACCUGUUUGAGAACCCAGUCUCGUACAUUGGGGGAGGACGCACUUCUAGUGGCUUCUUCACUGUUGAGGAACUGUCUUAUGAUACAAAAGUGUACAGAGCUAUUGGUGUCCAGUCAGUCCACAUGGAAAGGAUGCCUGCCACCAUGGGUUCUUUGGAUCCUAGAUUUGUGUACCUGGUGGACACUGGCCUGUGUAUGUACAUUUGGGUCGGAAAGAAAUCCAAGGGCGUCACAAAAACCAAGUCUAGACUGAUAGCAGAGAAGAUUAACAAGAAUGAGCGGAAGUCCAAGGCGGAGAUAGAGGUCCUGGCCCAGGGGGCUGAGGUGCCAGCAUUCUGGAGAGCACUCGAUGUUAUGAAGACUGAGGAUGUGAAACCUUUCAAGGAGUGGAUCCCAGAUGACUAUGAGAUUCCCGAGGCUCAUCUGUACAAGGUCGGCCUAGGCAUGGGGUACCUGGAACUGCCACAAGAGGAGAUACCCGAAGGAAAGCUGAAGCAAAAGCUUCUUGACACCAAGCAGGUCUACAUUCUUGACUGCAAGACAGAUGUUUUCGUGUGGAUAGGCAAGAAGUCAACACGCCUGAUCCGAGCUGCAGCUCUCAAACUGUCACAAGAGUUGAACAGCAUGUUGGAGAGGCCGGACUACUGCAGCGUGACGCGGUGCUUGGAGGGGACAGAGCCCCAGAUCUUCAAGACUAAGUUCAUAGGCUGGGAUGACGUCAUACCCGUGGACUAUACACGUACAGCAGAGUCCAUCAUUAGGAGGGGGGCUGAUAUGAAGGUGAUAAUGGAGCGAGACAAGUUGAAGACAGACCUGUCAGCCCUGUUCAUGGCCAGGCAACCCUCCAUGCCUACAGAGGAGGCUGAGAAUCUGAUUGAGGAAUGGAAUGAAGACCUGGAUGGUAUGGAGGCCUUUGUUCUGGAGGACAAGAAGUUUGUAAGGCUUCCAGAGGAUGAGAUAGGUAUAUUCCACAGUGAGGACUGCUAUGUGUUCAUGUGUCGCUACUGGAUACCAGAAGAGGUGCCUGAGGAUGAAGAUGAGGAUGCAGAGCUUCCAGAAGAGCAGAUCAAGUGUGUGGUCUACUUCUGGCAGGGCAGAGACGCUGGCAACAUGGGCUUCUACAGGUUUACAUUCAGCUUGCAGAAGAAGUUUGAGGCCCUGUUUGGUGACAACCUGGAGGUUGUGCGCACCCAUCAGCAGCAGGAGAACCUCAAGUUCAUGUCACACUUCAAGCGCAAGUUCGUCAUCCGGCGGGGCAAGAGAACGCAACCCGGCAAGGGGGCUGCCAAGGCCCAGGUGGAGUUCUUUGAACUGCGGGCGAAUGGAGGCAUCAUAUCCACCAGGUGUAUACAGAUAAGGCCACAUGCAGCUUUGUUGAACUCGUGUUUCUGCUAUAUCUUGAUGGUUCCGUUUGACACGGAGGACCUCAAUGGAGUGGUCUAUGUCUGGUGUGGCAGCAAAGCCAACCAUGAAGACGCCAGUCUGGCUGAGCAGAUUGCCUACGCCAUGUACAAGAACAACUACACCGUUCAGAUGAUCAAUGAGGGGGAGGAGCCUGAGAACUUCUUCUGGGUUGGCAUUGGUGGCAAGAAACCAUAUGAUCAGGAGGCUGACUUCAUGAACUACGCCCGUCUGUUCCGCUGCUCUAAUGAGAAAGGGUAUUUUGCUGUAUCUGAGAAAUGUGCAGACUUCUGUCAGGAUGACUUGGCAGAUGAUGAUGUUAUGAUACUGGACAACGGUCAGCAAGUGUUCCUGUGGGUCGGCAAGAAAACAUCUGACGUGGAAAUCAAACUGGCCUUCAAAAGUGCACAGGUCUACAUACAGCACCUGAGGAACAAACAGCCUGAGCGGCCCCGCAAACUGCUGCUGGCCAUGAAGUACAAGGAGCACAAGAACUUCACCAAGUGUUUCCAUGGCUGGGGAAAGUACAGGGAGGUGCGGGAGUAACCAUGACAACAGUGAAUGGAUAGCGCAGGGAUGUAAAGAUUGUGUGAUGGGGCUAUUGUUGUGGUCUUGAAAGUUGCUGUAUGGAAAUACACCUUUGCCAACAGACAAAAUGGAAAAGUUUUGUAGAGAUCCUCCAAUUUCGUGAGCUGUCUGCAUUCACAUGAUGGGAAACGGAUAUAUCAGCCUGAUAUUUGCUUUCAGGUGCAAGUUUCACAUAGUUUGAAUAACAGUUUAACAAAAACAUGAUCACAAUCAGGAAAUAUGCCAUCUUUGAAAAUGAUGUAUGAACCACUUUUUUUUAUUUUUAAAUUUUAUACGCAACAUAUUAUACAUUUGGAAGAGUACACAGCUGACAGUCACAUGCUCACAUUGAAUUGCCUAGCAGCUAUCCAAUAUGGUAUGUCAGGUGUGUACUGAAAUCAAAGUACAAGAUUAUCUCUCUUUCUGUACUUCAACAAUUUGUGUUCAUUUGCUCCAAGAGGCUUUGUGAUAAUAUCUGUUUUUAUAGAUCCUUAAUGUAUGUUUGUUUUCCAUAAGUCAUCAAAUAAAUAAUUUGGGCUAAGUGUUUGUUAUUCAGCUCAUAAUCAACAGUUUGGAGUUAUAUAUAUAGGGAAUAUAACAAAAAGGCAAUAGCCAUAUAUAUAGGAUAUAUAACAAAAAGGCAAUAGCCAUAUAAUUAUAUAGGGAAUAUAAAAAAAGGCAAUAGCCUGAUUUGUUUAAUAACAAGCAUCUUUACAACAUGCCGUUAGUUAUUACUGCUACGACCAACAUUUAGCUGGAAAUUGUUUUGAUUUUUCCACAAAUCAAUGUUUAAUUUGUUUGUAUUAUGUAAAGAGUGAAAAUAUUAUGCUUAUAAAUGCAAAUGAAAUACCUUAUGAA